AUGGCGGACAGAUCGUUCAUCAUCCGUGUUGAGUUCGACAAAUUCCCGAUAACGAUUUUACCCCUUGCCAUGGCUGCAUACCUUAGGAUGGUGGGGGUUGUACAACUUCGACUGCACAAUGACAAGGGGAACACUUGGAUUGUUGUCGCCGGUCUAAAUGACGGAAGCGCCAUCUUCCAAGAGGGUUGGGGUAGAUUCCUUCUUGGUAAUGGAGUAAACGAGGGAGACACCAUUUUGUUCGAUCAUGUAGGUUUGCAUAUCUUCAAUGUUUUUAUUUUUGAUGACAAAGGAAACAUAAAAUCCGCUCCUGCUAAAGGUGAUCUACCACCUUAUGCAGGUAGAAAGGAUUUUAUGACUUAG
Messenger RNA from Striga asiatica, 360 nucleotides. Lineage: Eukaryota; Viridiplantae; Streptophyta; Magnoliopsida; Lamiales; Orobanchaceae. The record is from the annotation of a GenBank genome assembly.